UGGAUUCGACCUCAACUUCUUACCAUCCAGGACAACCAUAUCUGCUAACUGGUUGGGCUUCGGUCAGUCUGCUGACUCUCUUAUCCAGAUAGAUGUUGAAUCAGGUAACCCUGGUCUACAAGACAGCAAUAACGGGGAACAGGAUCGUAAUCAACUCGUCUCCUUUUACGAAGUUGCCAUCGGAACUGACCGAAGAUUUCCAAAUACCCGAGACAAUGUUGUACCAUUCACAAACGUUGGUCCAAAUACAACUGUGACCUUGUAUGACCUUGACCUGACCCCAAUAACGGCAGUGUAUUAUGUCACAGUGAGGGCAACUAGUACAUCAUACUCUGAAGCUACAACCACGUCAAAUGGCUUCCGAGUCGGAUAUGAUAGUUUAAUUAUUCCGGGAGAAAUCGUUCUGACAACUUACGUGAGUACAUACCAGUACCUGGACUCGCAGUGGGAAGAAUUCACCUCAAACCUUGACAUUCUCAUGUAUUAUGUGGCUGUAUCCAAUAAUUCUGAUGCCAACAACACGGACUGUAAACUGUAUAUUGAAGGAGGAAAGGCCACAGAGGUAGUGAAGUUACAACUGUUCACCGAAUACAACGUGACCAAUCUAGGAAAGAACUCGUUCACAAAGAUACAGCCUCUUAACCUGACACAGGGCGAAUCCUACUUCCUCUUUGUUAUGGCCACUGACAAGUCUGGGCAAUGUGCAAUGACCGUGAAGGAAUUCACCACGGAUACCACACCUCCUACCAUGGGACGCAUGACGGCCGGCAUGUUUUACGACAUGCCUGUGUCCUACACAGCCGAUAACAAGUCUGUGACAGUGUACUGGGAAGGAUUCGCGGAUCCCGAGUCCAGCAUCACCAGUUACUCUCUAUCACUGUAUAAGUAUGCUUCCUGUAGAGUCUCCGAUAACACAGAAAUCCUGGUCAUGGAUUGGAUAAUACUCUCCAGUAAUAACUCGGAGUUUACACUUGUUGACCUCGAGCUAAAACCUAGUAUACCUUACCUGGUCAAGUUGAAGGUCACUAAUGGCGCUGGCCUUUACGUCACCGUCACCAGCUCACCAAUUCUGUAUGACAAGUCUUUCGCUACAGAGGGUAGAGUGUCUGAUGGGCUCGACUUUCAGAAUGAUGGUGUCUGGUUUAAUAAAAAGACAUCAAUGACAGGUUCUUUCCUACAUCUUGCCAGUCCAACAGCCGAGAAUUGUCCCCAGCGCCCAGUAAGUGUAGCAAAUACUACUGGCUGGUACAAGAUGGAACAGAAUGGCUUCAAGGAUCCUACCUGUAAGGAGUGGAAUUUGGUCCAGAAACCUGGUUUUGUUAUUAAGGAUAUCUACGACGACAUUGUCACACUAAAGGUGGCGAGGGAUUCCAAUGAGGAAAAAGUCAACGCUGGCAUCUACUACAGAAGUGCCGAUAUGGAAAAUGGUGGCGAUUAUCAGGUAAUGCUGAAGGCGGCUGGAGGUGGUGGUAAAGCAGUGACAGAGAUUAUGUUCUGGGACGGACCGAUCAAUGAGAUAGCCACACUGGACUAUUAUGAGGACCCAGACUGGACAGAGGGUCUUUGUUCUUGUUGUCUCAUUGAUCCUCCUCCAGCGGACUGUUCGUGUGAUUGUCCCUACUACUUACAACAAAACAACCUGACCGCUGUUCCUUCAGCCAGUGUGACCACAACAACAUUGGCUCCCACGACAACAGUCACCACGACCACGUCACCGUAUGAUGUCAUCAGUGAUGACACAGCUGUGGAUGGCGUUACUGCUAUAGACACUAGCUGUCCACCUACACAGAGGUCAUGUGGUGUACAGAUUCAUACCGCAGAUCCAGCUGAAGGAUUCAACAACCAACUUGUAGUCUGGUGUCGAAAUUUCAAUAAUACAGAAAAACCUAGUAAGGCGGCAGUUGAUUUGAACUUUAACCCCUCGACCAGCUACCAUGCCUACCAAGUGAGCUUUGUUGCUAUCAAUGAGGAAGCUGUACAGACCCAAUGGUGCAUGAGAGUGUUUGUGGACUCCGAGUAUAUGGCAGAGCUGUGCGGAAUUGCAGAAUUAACCCUAAACACAUUGCUGGUGUUCCAUGUAUUCAACAAGAACAACGUUGUUCCGCCGAUUGUCUCAACAUUUGAUCCAUGGUCUGCCAAGGCUUAUAUUAAUGAGCUAAUAAUGCCUCCAGCACCUGGCUCCCUCUGUCGGUAUGGAGUUCCCUUCAGGGGAGCAACUGACCCGAUUCUCCGUUAUGAGGCUGGCAUAGGGACAACUAAGCUAGGAACAGAGGCUGAACCAUUCAGACUGAUUGACACACCUUGUAUCCCUUGCUUUGAUGACUGUUCUCGAUUCCAAUGCGACACUGCCUGUAAUCCAGAUGUCCGUACCCUGAAAACCUUCACACUGGCCAACCUUACUCUGGAACCUAAGUUAUAUGUGGAGAAUGAGACAGGACAUGGCCUGUUAGAGGAUGUAACUUACUAUCUCACAGUGAGAGCAAUGGUUGGUUCAGGAGAAACAGCAGUGUCAUCCUCAAAUGGAUUCUACAUAGAUGACACACCACCUGCUUUUGACACAGAUGUGUUUAUCUACAUUGAUGUUAACCAAGGUGAAUUUACCCCGACCUACUUCCAGUCAUCCAACAGCACCAUCAAGGCUAUCUGGCUGUGUGAGGACAGCGAAAGUCUUAUAAAGGAUUACCAAUGGUCCAUUGGUACAACAGUAGGUGCACAGGAUCUGCAGGACUGGGAGUCCGUAGGAGUCAACCCUACAGGGAUCAACGCAACGUUUGAAGGGCUACUGGAACACAACACUACAUACUAUGUGUCUGUCAAGUGUACAAGUGGAGCCGGUGAUGUGGUCACCUACAACGACACCAAAGGUACCACUGUGUUGCUGGAGCCGCCAGUUAUAAACGAUGUAAACACAGACAUUGUAGGAACUGAACCUUUCCCUCAGCCUGUUAUACCAGCCAACUCAAAAAUACUGAACGACUCCACCACCCUCACAUGUAGCUUCACAAUGACGGCCGACGAGAGUGUAGACCGCUACGAUUUCUGUGUGGGCAGUACAGCUGAAGAAGAUGACAUUUUUCCAUGCACAUAUUCGGCCAUUAAUGUAUCCACAAAAGUGGAAAUAAAAAAUGGCAAUUUUUACAUAAACGGCAUGGAGAUACGAGCUCUAGCACAGCUACGGGCUCCCAAGAUUGGAGAAAGCGCCGCUGAUCAGUCAAACAGUGCAAACAGUAAGUUUGAGUUGGAGCCAAUGAGACAAGCAGUUAUGUAUCUACGAAUCUGUAACAAGGCAGUUCUGUGUACCAAUAAGACGGUGGCCACCACGGUGAUUAGCAGUAGUGGUAUGAUGUCCAGUACAUCAUCCAAUGGUUCUAGUGUCACCAUCCUCUUUACCCUUGGAUCGUCACGACGAAGGAAACGAGCCACCAACAACAUCAACAUUCAAACUCCAGAAGGGUUACUGCCAGGCCAGACUAUUGUUGUGACACCUUUGGAUGAUGCCACAGUACAGAAGGAUUACCGGUCAGAUGCAUCCCUUAACUUUGUGCCCUAUAUAGUUAACCCAUCAACAACUAGUGACCUCACCGAACGAUUACUACAGAAACGAUUCCUGGGAUAUUCGGAUACCUUUGCCAUUGGCUCCCUUGGUCACUAUGAGUUACCAGGGCCUCUACUGGUGACCUACCCAGAUACUGUGGGAAACGUAACCACUGGCAACAGGACCAUGCUACUACACUGGAAUAAAAAGCAAACCCAAUGGGAGAUCAGCAGUGAGUCGUGUGAGUACGAGACCGAUCGUGAGGUGUUUAACGGAGAUGGUACCGUCACGGUCAAGGUUUGUGAAACGCACAAAGAGGCCAUUGAAAAUGUCACAGACACUGUCCCUGAUAGUUCCAGUCGUCGACGCCGACGUGCAGCAGUGAAUCUAGACUCCUAUUUCAGCUCAGAAACACAAUUUGUGUUGGCCACAACAGCCGCAGAACCAUUUAACUCUCCUCCUAUCUUUGAGAGUGACCCCAACAUAUUUAUGCUGGAAGAUGAAGGUAUUAUCCAGUACCAGUUGGUCUCGUCCGACCUGGAGAAUGACACUGUGGAAUUCUAUCUUGAAACUCCCUCUGAGAACAACACUAUGGGGACAGUCCUGUUAUCGUUGAAUGGGCUGUUAUACUACACCCCCUGUACAGACUGUAAUGGUUUGGACUACAUCUACAUCACAUUGGCUGAGCUUCAGUCUGACCCGGACAUUCCACCUGAAAACACUUCAGUGAUCCUGACUGUGAAUAUCACUGAAAUAAACGAUCCACCAGUGAUUUUCGCAUCCCAGUUUGGCGACAGUGUCCUUAAUGAGGAUAUCACUGAACCUAUUGUUUUAUACCUGGAGCAAAAGAACAGUUGGAAUACCGAUAAAUGGGAAACAACCGACUCAGUCCUGAUAAUUGGUGCCUAUGAUGUAGAGAUGGAGCAUCUAAGUUUGUCCUACACAGAACCAGCUGUGGGCACCAUACUGUCAUCUACCCAAUAUACAGAUGUCCCUGAAGUCGGCCUCUGUCCCACAAACCGCCAAGACAGGACGGCUACAAUGUUCCCCUGUGGUAACUUCAGCAGUGAGAUCCCUCACGACCCAAUCAACAUGUCCUGGCUGUAUUUUUCACUGAACUUCUCCCAGCCUGACGGGUUUACUGGAUUAGUCUUCUCCAAGUUUUACUUCAAUGACACGGCUAACAAGACAUCUGAUGUUAUCACGGUACAGUUUACGGUACUGGAAUCACCCUGUCACAAUUCUGGAUACUGUCAUCCAAAGAACGCCAGUAACUACCCGUGCCAGAAUGUGUACCGGGCCAGUAGUUUUGACCUGUAUUACGAUUGUAUAUGUCAGCCCGGGUAUACAGGUGUUUACUGUGAAGAAGACAUUGAUGAGUGUGCUAGCUCCCCUUGUCCAGCUCCCUUUAUCUGCCAGGAGUUGGUCAACCAGUACCAGUGUAUUUGUCCGGAAGGAGAUCUCAGCUGUGUGUUUGAAGCCUGGAUGAUUGCUCUCAUUGUCUUGGCCUGUAUUCUUCUCAUCAUACUACUGCUUCUGUGUCUGUAUAUCAGGAAGGUCAAGAAAAGCGGCCAUUUUGCUUGGGUAGAGAAGUACAUCUUGUGUCGAGAGAAACAGGGCUCCAUGGCCUCCCUGAAGACAGAGAGUGAUACAUCUGAUGAAUCUUCAGAGAUGCAAGUGUUUAAUAAAAAUCCAGAUCGCGAGGAAGCUGAUGGAGAUAGUGGGAAACUGUUACCAAUUAUUUGUGAGGAGGAAAAGAAGCCGCCACUUGAUACAGUGUUUGUGGAACCCCCCGAAUACACGCCAACCUAUUCAUUGGAUCAUUUUGAGCCUGUGCCGGAUUCUUUUGAAUACGUCCCACCCACACGUCAAAUCGAACAGCCGUUUGUACCGGAUGCAUUUGUGUACAUCGACCCAAUACCGUUUGAUCAAGAUGUGCCGAACACACCGCCAGUGAGACCGCGCAUCAAUCCGACCCAUGAGUACCAAACCUUGCCAAGAUAUACUCAUUCCAACUUCAAACCCCUCCCAAUUCUGAAAGGAACCAAGACAUCAUCGAUGGCAAUGGGAGGGGCAGGAUAUCAAAUAAAAUCAGGCGGUCAGGUGGUCAAGCCGCCACCGCCAUAUUCCAUGGAUGACUUCAUGCAGAAAAUGAAGGAAAAUGCAAAGAGAAAGAAAAAGAAGGUAACAAGGAAACGUAGGAAGAUGAAGCCAAAAACAGCUCCAUUGGACGAUAAUGUUGACGUAUAUAUGGGACAUGUACGCCAAACUCCACUUCCCAGUAAAAUCCAUACGCCAAUAGACUUUGAGAUGUCCCGCAUACCGUCCGAAUCACCGCCACCGUACGCUUCUCCUCAACCUAAGGGAUCCAACUCCGGAAGCAGCCGUAGUCCAGGCGACGGCGAGUCCAUUGAAAAUGUUAGCCAGGGCAGCCAAUCGCCGCCGACGGCUAUAUCGUUCCUGGCUGCCAAACCGCUUCAGGAUUUCCCUCCUGUACUGCAUCCUAGAGAAGCCUUUGUGAAGACACCAACAUUUAAUUCAUCAGGGCCAACCUCUUCCCAGCGAGGUAGCUCUCUUGGCAAUCAUCGUCGAACAGCCUCUCCGGUAUCACUUAACCAACCACGAGCCAACUUGGGUCGUGCCCCGUCCCCCUUCCUGCACAUGCGCGAUGGGCCAGAGAAUCAGCCUAUCGACAUUGAUGUGGACACUGAUAGCAUGUUGGGCGUUGAGGAAAUUGAUAAUCCAGCAUUUGAGGGUGAUGGUGGCAAUCGGGCAAAGUCGAACAGCCCUACCCAGAGCCAGCCAUUAUUUGAGGAAAAGGAUAAUUAGACCGGAUAAGUAAUUCAACACUCACAGAAAUAUCAUUUUAAAGUGACUUUCAAACCACACCGAAGUGCCUAUAGAUAUUUUAGCAAUCCAUUGCUUUCUAAAAAAAAAUAUGCUUUUCAACGAUUCAAAUAUAUACCACGAAAUGACAUUAGCAGUUUUUUUUACCUGUUUUGGUUAUCAGUGAUAUGAAGUGAUAUUUCAGUUUUGACAUAAUGUGAUCAACUGUUCAUUUGGCUUAAAUAUCGUGAAAGAUGUGUCUAAGCAUGUGGCCUUCUUGAUUUGAACUCCGUCCAGAUAUAUCUGAUUAAUGUUAAGUCCCGUGUCUUACAACUUUGAAUGAAAUGUAAAAAUAUUACUUUAAGAUAUAAUCCAAAAAUAUGAUAUACUGAUAGCUAAAUUAUUGUUUAAUGAAUUUUAAAUACUUAAAUCUGUUAUUUGAAGCUAUAUCUGAUAACAAAUAAGUGAUGAAUGUGUCCAAAUAAUGUAUUUUCACAGUUCUACAAAUCCGUCCAUAACUGGUACUUUUUAUGACUGUGAUAUUAGGGAAAUUUGACCAGAUUAAUCUGUCAUAAUAUUAAAACGUUUUAUUCAUACAUUUUUUUUUUACAUUUAUAUAAGAAUAUUUUUCUGUGAUACAAUUACUGGAGACUGUGAUAACUGAAUGAGUAUUACCGGCUUACCACACUUUUACAGUGUCGGUUUAACAUGUCUGAACGGAAGCAGAUUGCAGUGUUAUUUAAUUUUAUUCCAACAUCUUUCUGAUGAGUACAUGGACGUAGAAAAUUGUGAUUUUUUUCCGGGAAACAUGCAUAUUAUCAUCAAUAAAGAAAAAAAUCCGCUUGAAAUAUGUAUAAUGAUUCAGUACAAUAUGUUGGUAUAUUGAUAAUGGUGUAAGCCGGUAACACUCAACGUCACGUGAUUUGUUAUAUAUUGCAACUAUUACCGGUAUUUUCGUUUCUCUUAUUUUUGUUAUGGUUUUUAUAUCUUUUGUAUGACAAGGCUUAGCUCCCAAUCGUCCUCUCUGGCAAUACACUGGUAUGAUAGCAGUUGAAAUAAACUCAUAAAACAUAAUUGUUCUAAAGCACGAAUUUAAAUUUUCAAAUUUUAAUUAUGACUGCUUGUGAACGAUUAUGUAAAUAAUUCUGAAGAAAAGCAUGCUUGAUAUCUCAUGUGUAUUUACUAUUGGAGCAAGGAGUUGAUAGUCUUCAAAUAUGAAAUAAAGUUAUAACUUUUACAAGCAACUUCCAUGUUAAAUAAUUAUUGUUUAAUAAAAGUUUUCACAUUUUAAUUUCGUU
This is a messenger RNA of Pecten maximus, 7659 nucleotides long. RefSeq lists its product as uncharacterized. Gene Ontology annotation, molecular function: protein binding; calcium ion binding. Gene Ontology annotation, biological process: homophilic cell-cell adhesion. Bases 479 to 6364 code for a protein of 1961 amino acids. NCBI's taxonomy places the organism in Eukaryota, Metazoa, Mollusca, Bivalvia, Pectinida, Pectinidae. The record is from RefSeq and is a predicted model, not a curated record. Gene Ontology annotation, cellular component: membrane. The transcript has 35 exons.